AUGAAGCUAAGAGACAGACGGUUCUGCCAUGCCCUCGCGAUUGUGUCACUCUUCCUGGGACUUGGUAUGACAAGUCAAUCAGAUCCUUCGCCUUCGUUGCCCAGACCCCACCUAACAAAGGUGCAGGAGGCUCACAGACGGGUGAAGAGGGGCUGGGUGUGGAAUCAGUUCUUUGUGCUGGAGGAGUACACAGGCACAGACCCAUUAUAUGUGGGGAAGCUGCACUCUGAUGUUGAUCGGGGAGAUGGCUCCAUCAAGUAUGUGCUUUCAGGAGAAGGAGCAGGUUCCAUCUUCAUCAUCGACGAGAGCACGGGAGAUAUCCAUGCCACCAAACGACUGGAUCGUGAAGAACAAGCCUAUUACGCACUACGGGCACAGGCUGUUGACCGGCUGACUAACAAACCCGUUGAACCCUUAUCAGAGUUUAUCGUCAAGAUUCAAGACAUCAAUGAUAAUGAGCCACGGUUUCUGGAUGGACCAUAUUUAACCAGCAUCCCUGAAAUGUCUCCUGUCGGGACCUCAGUGAUACAGGUGACAGCCACUGAUGCCGAUGACCCCACCUACGGAAGCAGUGCCAGGGUGGUCUACAGUAUCCUGCAGGGACAGCCAUACUUCUCGGUGGAGCCAAAGACAGGAGUCGUUAGAACAGCUCUCCCCAACAUGGACAGAGAGGCCAAGGAUCGCUACCUGCUGGUUAUCCAGGCGAAAGAUAUGGUUGGACAGAUGGGAGGCUUAUCUGGAACAACAUCAAUCACUGUUACUCUCAGUGAUGUCAAUGACAACCCACCACGCUUCUCUCGUAGGUUUUAUCAAUACAACGUGCCUGAGUCUUUACCUGUGACUUCCACUGUCGCCAAAAUAAAAGCUCUUGAUGAUGACAUUGGCCCAAAUGCUGAGAUGGAAUAUAAAGUCAUUGAUGGUGAUGGAUACUCCGUCCUUCAGAUUGCCACUGACAGGGAGACUCAGGAAGGGAUCAUAACUCUUCAGAAGGAACUGGAUUUUGAAAAAAAGUCAAGUUACAGCCUGAAGAUUGAGGUCACCAAUACACAUGUCGACUCACAGUUUGAGGCACUGGGACCCUUCACUGACACGGCUACAGUGAAGCUCGUGGUUGAAGAUGUGGACGAGCCUCCUGAGUUCAGCUCACUGCUAUACAAGAUGUCGGUGUCUGAAGCAGCGAGGGUGGGCACGGCCAUUGGCACUGUCUCUGCUCAUGACCCAGACAAGUCAAACAAUCCAGUAAGGUAUUCCAUAGAUCGCAACACAGACUUGGAAAGAUACUUUAACAUUGAUGCUAACACAGGAGUUAUUACCAUUGCUAAAUCACUGGACAGGGAGACCAAUGAGGAACACAACAUUACAGUGCUGGCGAUGGAGAGUCAGAAUCCUGCACAAGUUGGAAGGGGAUCGGUUCACAUUAGCUUGGUGGAUGUCAAUGACAACGUCCCUGAGUUUCCAAUGGAAUACGAAACAUUUGUUUGUGAAAAUACCAACCAUGGCAAGGUAAUACAGAAGAUCAGUGCUGUGGACAAGGAUAAACCACCCAGUGGACAUCACUUCUAUUUCUCCCUUGCUCCUGGGGCUGGUAGUAACCUUAACUUCACGGUGCAAGAUAACAGAGAUAACACCGCCGUAAUCUUGACGAAGAGAGCUGACUUCAGCCGACAUGAGCAGGCUGUCUAUUUCCUGCCCAUUGUGAUUGUGGACAACGGUGUUCCAGCACUGAGCAGCACCAACACUCUUACUGUGCGAGUCUGCAGUUGCGACGAUGAAGGCGUGGCCCACUCAUGCAAUGCUGAGGCCUUUGCCCUUCCUGCUGGCCUCAGCACCGGAGCUCUCAUUGCUAUCUUGGCUUGUGUGCUGACUCUGCUGGUCCUCGUUCUGUUUAUUGUGACUCUCCGCCGACGUAAGAAGGAGUCGUUGGUAUUCGAUGAGGAGAAAGACAUCAGAGAGAAUAUCGUCCGCUACGAUGAUGAAGGCGGGGGUGAGGAGGACACUGAGGCUUUCGACAUGGCAGCUCUGAGGAACCUCAACUUCAUUCAGGAUGUGAAAACCCGACGAGACGUGACACCAGAGAUCCAACUGUUCUCAAAGCCACCCCACAAGAUGUCCCCCGAGAACAUCAUCUUUGGAGAGUUUAUCUGGGAGAGGAUGAAGAGUGCAGACACUGACCCCAGCGCCCCUCCUUAUGACUCGCUACAGACCUAUGCUUUUGAGGGGAACGGCUCGGUGGCAGAGUCACUGAGCUCCUUAGAGUCCAUUAGUUCAGCAUCAGACCAGAACUAUGAUUACCUCACUGACUGGGGACCCCGGUUCAAAAAGCUGGCGGACAUGUACGGCAGUCCGAAGGACAGUGCAAACUCUUAA
This is a messenger RNA of Hypanus sabinus (Atlantic stingray), 2367 nucleotides long. RefSeq names its product cadherin 7a (gene cdh7a). The record is from RefSeq and is a predicted model, not a curated record. Gene Ontology annotation, biological process: cell-cell junction assembly; cell morphogenesis; calcium-dependent cell-cell adhesion. Lineage: Eukaryota; Metazoa; Chordata; Chondrichthyes; Myliobatiformes; Dasyatidae. Bases 1 to 2367 code for a protein of 788 amino acids. Gene Ontology annotation, cellular component: plasma membrane; adherens junction; catenin complex. Gene Ontology annotation, molecular function: calcium ion binding; cadherin binding. The transcript has 11 exons.